AUGGCCUCAGAAACGAACCUCGAAGCCGAAACGAAAUCACCUGUGCUCUCCCUACUGAAGGAGAGCUCGGGGACUCUUCCUGCAGAGCUUCGCUACAUCCAAUACUCACACAGCCUCGAGAAACAAUACUUACCUUCAAUCCGGGCAUUGAUUUCCAAGGACCUCAGUGAGCCAUACAGUAUCUAUGUGUACCGAUACUUUCUCUACCAAUGGGGUGAUUUGUGUUUUAUGGCCCUCUCUCCAACCACCGCGUACACCUCCCCCAAAUUAAUUGGCGUCAUAAUCUCCAAACUUGAACCACACACACCACCCUCCCACUCUUCCCCAACGACCCUCCGCGGCUACAUAGCCAUGCUCGCGGUUUCCUCCACCUACCGCAACCACGGAAUUGCCACUACGCUGGUCCGGAAGGCGAUUGAUGCAAUGAUUGAGAGGGGGGCGGAUGAAGUGGUUUUGGAGACCGAGGAGACGAACGUGCCGGCUAUGAAACUUUAUGAACGCUUGGGCUUUUUGAGGAGUAAGAAGCUGCAUCGGUAUUAUCUGAAUGGGAAUAGUGCGUUUAGGCUUGUGCUGCAUUUGAAGGCCGUGGAGGAGAUGACGGGGAAUAACGAGGAGGAGAUAUGA
Venustampulla echinocandica is the source of this 624-nucleotide messenger RNA. Its product is annotated as putative N-acetyltransferase. Gene Ontology annotation, molecular function: protein-N-terminal amino-acid acetyltransferase activity. Lineage: Eukaryota; Fungi; Ascomycota; Leotiomycetes; Helotiales; Pleuroascaceae. Gene Ontology annotation, biological process: N-terminal peptidyl-methionine acetylation. The transcript has 2 exons. Gene Ontology annotation, cellular component: NatC complex. The record is from RefSeq and is a predicted model, not a curated record. Bases 1 to 624 code for a protein of 207 amino acids.